GCCCGUCUCCACCGCGCUCCUUGCAGGCCCCUGGAUCCGCCCGUAUCGCCUUUUCGCGCCUCCUGCCCUCUUGACCUGAUCCGCCCUCAACGCCUGCCCCCAUGGCCGACAUGAACCAGGAAACCAUACAACAGAAGAUCCAGCUCGCUCGACGCGACGCUGAGGCCCUCAAGGACCGGAUAAAGCGCAAGAAGGAUGAGCUCGCUGACACAACCCUCCGCGAUGUUGCCAGAGAUCGCGUCGAGGCCCUGCCGCGCCUCACCAUGAAAACAAAGCGCACCCUCAAGGGCCAUCUCGCCAAGAUCUACGCCAUGCACUGGUCGACGGACCGCCGCCAUCUCGUCUCGGCCUCGCAGGACGGCAAGCUGAUCAUCUGGGAUGCCUACACAACAAACAAGGUCCACGCCAUCCCCCUUCGCUCCUCGUGGGUCAUGACCUGUGCCUACUCGCCCUCGGGCAACUACGUUGCCUGCGGUGGUCUCGAUAACAUUUGCUCCAUCUACAACCUGUCGGCAAGGGAAGGUCCCACACGCGUGGCACGUGAACUGUCUGGCCACUCUGGAUACCUCAGCUGCUGCCGAUUCAUCAGCGACAAGCGCAUCCUCACAUCCUCGGGCGACAUGACGUGCGUGCUCUGGGAUCUCGAGACUGGCUCCAAGGUACACGAGUUUGCCGAUCAUCUUGGCGACGUUAUGAGCUUGAGCAUCAACCCGCUCGACCACAACCAAUUCGUCUCUGGUGCUUGUGAUGCUUUCGCCAAGCUCUGGGAUAUCCGACAGCAGAAGUGUGUGCAGACGUUUGCUGCGCACGACUCCGAUAUCAACGCCAUUCAGUUCUUCCCCAACGGCAACGCUUUCGGUACCGGCUCCGACGAUGCCUCGUGUCGCCUGUUUGAUAUCCGCGCCGACCGCGAGCUAGCCUCAUACCAGAUUCCCGAGCCCGUCUGCGGCAUCACAUCUGUGGCCUUUUCCGUUUCUGGUCGUCUGCUAUUCGCUGGUUACGAUGACUUUGAGUGCAAGGUAUGGGACGUAUUGCGCGGCGAGCGUGUAGGCACAUUGCAAGGACACGACAACCGUGUCAGCUGUCUGGGCGUCAGCAAUGAUGCGCUCAGUCUCUGCACUGGUUCAUGGGACUCCAUGCUGCGCAUCUGGGCGUAAGCGCACCAAGACGACCAAAUACCCACGACGCCAUGUAACGACGCCAACCGGACGUGUGCGCCUAUUCUUUCUAAUAUUGGCAAACUACAAUCGAUGACGGCAAUCUUUGCAAACUCCUGGCAUACCCAUACCCCCUUGUUGCAUCUUACUUACCCAGGAGUCUUCUGAGAGCUACCCUACUUCUA
Molecule: messenger RNA, 1342 nt
Organism: Bipolaris sorokiniana ND90Pr
Lineage: Eukaryota; Fungi; Ascomycota; Dothideomycetes; Pleosporales; Pleosporaceae
Exons: 5
Coding region: 102-1157 (351 amino acids)
Biological process (GO): G protein-coupled receptor signaling pathway
Cellular component (GO): heterotrimeric G-protein complex; cytoplasm
Molecular function (GO): protein binding; signaling receptor complex adaptor activity
Source: RefSeq, a predicted model, not a curated record